CGGGCGCGGUUACUAGGCAACGAGGCCGCUGGGGUCCUGGCGCCCGGCCGGGUCUGUCCGCGGCGGUGCCUGAGGCGGUGCGGCUCCACUGCAGGUGGAGAGAGGCCCCCCGGGUGCGCGAUGGAGAAAUACCACGUGUUGGAGAUGAUCGGAGAGGGUUCCUACGGGAAGGUCUACAAGGGCCGGCGGAGAUACAGUGCCCAGGUGGUGGCCCUCAAAUUCAUCCCCAAACUGGGUCGCUCUCCCAAGGACCUGCGGAACCUGCAGCGGGAGAUUGAGAUCAUGCAGGGCCUGAGGCAUCCCAACAUCAUCCACCUGCUCGACAGCUUCGAGACGGACAGGGAGGUGGUGGUGGUGACCGACUACGCGGAGGGAGAGCUCUUCCAGAUCCUGGAGGAUGACGGCAAACUCCCCGAGGACCAGGUACGGGUCAUCGCGGCCCAGCUGGUGUCGGCCCUGUUCUAUCUGCAUUCCCACCGCAUCCUGCACCGGGACGUGAAACCCCAGAACAUCCUGUUGGCCAAGGACGGCGGCGUCAAGCUCUGCGACUUCGGGUUCGCCCGGGCCAUGGGCGGCGGCACGACGGUGCUGACGUCCAUCAAGGGCACCCCGCUGUACAUGUCCCCGGAGCUGGUGGAGGAGCGUCCCUACGACCACACCACGGACCUGUGGUCCCUGGGCUGCAUCCUGUACGAGCUGGCCACCGGCGGGCCGCCCUUCUACACCACCAGCAUCUUCCGCCUCGUCGGCCUCAUCCUCAAGGACCCCGUGCGCUGGCCGCCCGGCCUCAGCCCCUGCUUCCAGAGCUUCCUGCAGGGGCUGCUGACCAAGGACGCCGCGCUGCGCCUCGCCUGGCCCGACCUCCUCAGCCAUCCCUUCGUCGCCGGCCGCCUCACACUGCUCCCGGAGCCGGCCCCCACAGGUCCGAGCGGCCCCGACAGCCGCCGGCCGCCCCCCGAGCCGAAGGAGGAGCGGGCCCGGCGGCCCCCCGUGACCCCGGCCGGUCAGACCCGCCUCCCGCAGCAUCCCUGGGACCCCGGCCACGAGGCCCCGGACCCACCAGAGCUCAGAGCCCCGUCGCAGACCACCGCCCGCCGAGAAGGUGAAGCUACGGGGGCGUCGACUACCGUGGCCUCACGGCCCAGGCCGAGAAGGGUCUCCCCGGCCUCGACACCCACCGGGGCCGGCCGCCCGUCCCAUCGCGGAGUGGAGCGACCCCCCUCCUCGUCCCCCUCGUCCUCCUCCUCCUCCUCCUCUUCCUCCUCUUCUUCCUCCUCCUCCUCCCGCGACAGCAGCCAGGAAGAGUGGGAGGUGACCGAAGCCCCCCCAACCCCACGGGAGCACCGGAUCUCCCUGGACUACGAGCGAGAGUUCCCACGGCCGCCGAGGGCCCGAGACCCCGGCCCCAACUCCGCCCGGCAGGACGCAGAGGAGCCCCGGGGCCCGGCGCCGCAGCCGGACCCGCUGGCCCAGUUCCGGACUCUCUUCGCCAGCGACUUCAACCGGGCGGAGAGUCAGACCGCGGAGAGCCUGCGGGCGUUUGAGGAGGCCACUGGCCUCUUCCUGGACCUUCUGAAGAAGCUUGUGGAUCAGCCGGACGACUCGCACCCUGCCCUCAGAGUCGACGGCCUAAAGGGUUUCAUCGCACUGUGCCAGGCCGUGGACAACAGCAGUCGGCCCGUCUCAGAGUCCUUCUACUGCAGCCUACUGAGCGCCCCCCGGGCCCUGCUGGACGUCCUCUUCCAGGGGGCGGCCCGCCUUCGGCCCCCUCCCGCCCGGCCUCCCGGAAGCUCGCAGGCCAGCUGUCCUCUGGAGGAGCGGGCCGGACGGGACGCAGCGGUCGCCUUGGCCGCGGCGCUGGCCGUCGUCUGCACCGUCCCCAUUGGGCGGCCCCUCUGCCGGGAGACCAAGGAGCAGGUCUGCGAGCGGCUGGCCCGGCACCUCGCCCGGGCCAGCGGUCAGCGAUGGGCCGGCUUCCUGUCGGCCCUGCGGGACCCCGGCCUCUCCCUGCACGUCCUGAAGGUUCUGUACGGCUGCUGUCAGGUCAGCGGGGAGCUGUGCCGCCGGCUGGAGCACGAGGCCGAGACCCUGGAGCUGCUCCUGCGCCUGCUGGCGCCCGGGGAGGUGCCCGCGUGGGAGGCGGAGCGGACGGCCGAAGUCUCCCUGCUCCUGCUGUCCCUCCUGCUGCUGAGGCUCCCGGAGCCGCCCCCGAGGCUGGAGCCGCUGGAGAGCCGAGCGACCUCUCUGUUCCUCUCCUCGCCCCUCGUCCCUCUGGUGGGGGCUGCCGCGGGGAUCCUGGCCCAGCUGAGGCGGCCGGGGCCGGCCCGCACCCCCUUGCCGGAGGAGUGGAAGGCCGCCGCCACCUACGCCCUGUCGGCCCCUGCGGAGCUGCACGUGACCCCGCCCGACCUGUCCGGCUUCUUCGACGGCCUUCUGCUCCUGCUGCUGCGGCUGGUGUCCGAGGGCGAGGCGGACCCUCUGCGGGACCUCCCGGGCUCGGCGCUGUGGACGGCCCUGUGGCACCGCCUCUCCGUCACCCUGCGGCUGCCCUCCGCCCCGGACGCCGCCCCGCCGCCCCCCGGCCCGGCCCCCGCGGACCCCGACUGGACCCUCAUCUCGCCUCGAGGUCUGGUGACGGUGCUUAACCUGGCGCUGUGCGUCUUCACCAAAGAGGCGCCGCUCUGCCUGCACGUCCUCGCUCAGCCCCGCGGCCACGUCCUCGCCUCGCUCGGCCACCUGUUGGAUCCCGCCUUCCUCCUGCAGCUGUCUCGGGCGCCCCGGGGCUCGGCGGCCCUUCCGGCGGUGGUGCUCACCGUGUGCCAGAUCCUCUGCGUCCCCUUCGCCCUGGACGAGGGCGGCUCCGACCACCUCGCCGGCCUCCUGGCCGGCCUCAACGGCUCGCACGUCGCGGCCCGCCUGCUGCAGGUGUGCUGCGAACACCUCCCGCUGGCCCAGACGGACCUCCCCGUGAGCCUGCUGACCCGCCUGGCCCUCAGCGACCCGGCCUCCCUCGGUCAGUUCGUAGCCGCGGCCUCCUCCCUCCCGGCCUCCUCCUCCUUCCUGUCGGCCGCCCUCCUGGGCGACCGGCCGCCGCUGACCUCCGACCUCCUCUCGCUGCUGGCCCGGGCCGUGCGGCCGCCGGCCGCGGGCGGCCCGCCCUUCCUGCAGGCCCUCCUGGCCGGGCCCGGCCGGACCUACCGGCCCCUGCGCCGCCUCCUGGGCCACCGGGACUCUCCGGUGCGGGCCCGGGCCUGCGUGCUGCUGGGCCACACGGUCCGCCACGGGGGGCCCGUGCUGCGCGCCCUGGGCGAGCGCGGCGGCCUGCUGGCCCCGCUCUUGCGGGCGCUGGAGGCCCCGGACCCCGCCCUGCGCCGCAGCGCCACCUUCGCCCUGGGCAGCGCCGCCCGCCGGGCCGGACCCCUGGCCCCUCGCCUGGCGCCGGCCGUGCCCGGCCUGACCCGGCUGCUGGGCGACCCGCAGGCCCCGACGCGGCGCCACGCGGCCUCGGCCCUGGGCCGCCUGGGGCCCGGGGGGCUCGGGGGGGACCUGCUGCGCUGCCGGGCCCCGCACAGGCUGCUGGACGUCGCCCGCCGGGACCCCCAGCCCGCGGUGCAGGAAGCCGCCCUCCUCGCCCUCCGGGUCCUCGGCCGGGACCCCGCCAUCCUCCAGGUGCUGGCGUCUCUGGGGGCCAAGGAGAAGCUGACCGCGCUGGGCCUGAACGAGGCCCGUUCCCAGUCCACCGUGGCCAAGCACUGCAGGAAGUUCCUGAUCCUCCUCCGGGCGGCCCCGCCGCCGGCCAACCCUCCCCGAGGCCUCCCUCCGGUUUCCGCGGGCCCCGGGUGCAAAUUCUGCGGUUCCUCUGCGCUCCAGUCCAGCCCGGAGGGAGGGAGGAGGGAGGGGUGUGUGUGCGCGAGGGCUCUCCCCCCUCCAGACUCCUCCCCGGAGCCCCCCACUCCUCUCCUUCCUCCCCCCUGACGCCCCGACCCUGUCUCUCCUCUUCCCAACCCGGUGCCUUGACUUCCCCUCGGACUAACCGGGCCUGGGGGCCCCAGGUGCCCCCUCGCUCCCGGCCCGACCCCCCACGGCCCCCGGGUUGGGGGGUCUUCUC
Messenger RNA from Ornithorhynchus anatinus (platypus), 4108 nucleotides. It is a transcript of the gene STK36, whose product is annotated as serine/threonine kinase 36. The record is from RefSeq and is a predicted model, not a curated record. The transcript is spliced from 25 exons. Gene Ontology annotation, molecular function: protein kinase activity; ATP binding. The coding region runs from base 121 to 3975 and encodes 1284 amino acids. Gene Ontology annotation, biological process: protein phosphorylation. NCBI's taxonomy places the organism in Eukaryota, Metazoa, Chordata, Mammalia, Monotremata, Ornithorhynchidae. Gene Ontology annotation, cellular component: cytoplasm.